Molecule: messenger RNA, 1956 nt
Organism: Penicillium canescens
Lineage: Eukaryota; Fungi; Ascomycota; Eurotiomycetes; Eurotiales; Aspergillaceae
Product: Zn(II)2Cys6 transcription factor
Exons: 1
Coding region: 1-1956 (651 amino acids)
Biological process (GO): regulation of DNA-templated transcription
Molecular function (GO): DNA-binding transcription factor activity, RNA polymerase II-specific; zinc ion binding
Source: RefSeq, a predicted model, not a curated record
AUGCGGUCCAAAAUCCCCAGAAUCAACCGGAAAUCUUGCAACCUGUGCCGACGACAGAAAAGGAAGUGUGACCUUCAGUCUCGUCUAGAGAACGGGGUAGAAAGAUGCUCCAGAUGUGCCGAGCGAGAUCAUGAAUGCCACUUUGGCAGCUCGGAUGACACCUACGGAAACGAGCGCAAGUCCUUGCAGCGCUGUAGCUCGAAAUCAGAGCCACUGGAAGAACCAGGUGUCGUAGAAGGUUGCGAUUCUCUUCCGUCAUUGUCGCCAGAAGUCACUGCCGCUACAAUUUUGUUCGACGAAAGUCCCAGCUCGAAGUUCUCGGGUAGCUUCCUCGAACCCUGCUCUGAACAUUCAUUGUUCCUCCAACGUGUCUUUGGCAAUCAUCGCCCACAGAAUUCGCACACCACCCCUCUUGCUGAGUCAAGCUCAGACUCAAGCAGCUCAGAAUCACAGAACACUGAAAAGGCGACGACGGCUGUGGCGCACGAGUUCAUUCGCCAUGAUACUAGGUCCGGUGCUUUUCGCUCAGCGAGAAGCCACUUCUUUCAAUUGUUGUUGGAUGAGAUAGCUCAUCCUGGCGCAACUUUCCCUUCGCAUCUAGUUGACUUAUGCGGCGACACGAGCGCUUAUGUCGAGUCGCUCCAUGCUUACUUUGAUUUCCCGGGCCUUUACCGACCUUUUGUUCCAGAGCAUGCGUUUUGGCUGGACUUUUACGCAGACCGCUGCAGUCCCGCCCUUCUUUCAGCUAUCGCCUGUUGCGGUAUAUCUUACACAAAAGCGGCAGACAAAUGGAAGAAGCAGCAGCGCCUUGCCAUCGCGUGCAUGAAGCAUCUCAUGAAGACUGAAGCCGUCCAAACCGGCUCAAUAGUUCGUCUCGAUGAUCUUGAGGCGAUUGCCCUGUUGAUUGAUUUUAAGUUCGAUCGAGCUCACAAGCCCCCAACAACCAUAUGGAAGCGAUUUAUGUCACAUGACGCCCUAGUCCUGAUGAGCCUGCAGUCUCGGAAUCGCGCACCAAGGAAGUUGGAUCCUUCGGCAGCCUUAGCACAUGUUGACGAGCGCUUUACGCUUCUAUAUUGGGACGUGUUUGGCCGUGAUGCUUUCCGUUGCCUCAAUCAGAAGAGCACGUCUCUCAUACUAGACCACAAUCCUGGUUCAACGGAGGAUUUUCUGCGACAUGAAGCGGGAAGUUAUCUCGAUGCCAUACUCAGCUUGUCCAUCGUUGCGCGUCAGAUAGCCAAAAAGCUGUGUAAUACCACAGUGAAAGCCACAGGUAUCGCGUACGGUGAUAUUCGUUCGCUCUACGAACUGCUUCGCCACUGGCGCAAGAAUAUCUUGCCCCCCAAGUUGCAACAGCCAAUAGAUCGGCAGAGCGAGGUCGCCGAGAAAGCCCGUGUUGCUAUGACAUCUACUCCUAUUGCAGCAAGGGAAGCCCGUCUCCAGCGUGCGGUUUUGUGGGCGCUGGAGAUCAAAUGUUAUUUGCAAAUCGAAGAAUGUGUUGCAUGGUACGGCUUAAGAGAGGGCGUAUUGGUCCAUACAGACGCAAUUGCUCUCUGUACGGAGCACAAGAGUUUAAAGGUUGCUCUAGAAGCGGUGGAUUUGGCAAGAGCGAUCAAGGAAAACCACCCCUGCGAUGCGGAUUUGGACGGAAAACCAUUGGUUGAUCUCGCACCGUCUAUACUGCGAGAUAGUUGUGCUGAAGUAUGUCUCUGGAUUUGUUCGCGUGGCAAGAGACCUUCGGGACUACUUGAAGACCAAACUCGGGUCAAUCAUUCAAGACCUCUCGGUGAACAGUGUCUCCAAACUCCUGAACAAAUCCAUACGAGAGGCAGACGGGCAGACUAUGCCAAAAUUGCUAAGUCGCUUCGGGACGCAGUGGCCGCAGCUCUAUCUCACAGGGACACUGAGCAGAUGGUUAUACGGCUCGAUGACCAGAUCGCCUCUUUGGAGGCAGACUAG